Molecule: messenger RNA, 2709 nt
Organism: Ramularia collo-cygni
Lineage: Eukaryota; Fungi; Ascomycota; Dothideomycetes; Mycosphaerellales; Mycosphaerellaceae
Exons: 1
Coding region: 1-2709 (902 amino acids)
Cellular component (GO): nucleus
Molecular function (GO): ATP binding; nucleic acid binding
Source: RefSeq, a predicted model, not a curated record
AUGGCGAGUCUCUACAAACGGUAUAUCCCGCCGAAGUCCGCAGCUCCACUUUCGACAGCAGUAUCACAGCCAUUUGUCCCGGUGGAACCCCCGAAACGAAAGCGGGAACGAAGCGAAGAGGAAAUCGCAGAGCGCAAAGCCAAGAAAGCGAAGAAGAAGGGCGUUCCUGUUGAGGAUGUCACCAAGCCUGUGGCGAAGGAUACCAAAGCCACUGUCGAGGCAAUAAAACCGCCACCCACGAAGCCUGAGCCGAAACAAGCGCCGGAAGUAGUCGUGGUGGAAGAUGACAAGCCCGAAGUCCUGGAACCGGGAAUGGUACCCUUGCCAGAUGUGGAAGCAGUAGAAGAGGCAGCUGCGACGGGCGACUUCAGCCACGUGAGGAAUAAGAAGAAGCGGCACAAGUUGGAAAAAGAGGCGAGGAAAGCGAGGAAGGCCGCGGGGAAAGAUGGGGRGGACGAUGAGGUGGACGUGAACAGAGAUGCGGUGGAGCAUGCUCGAAAGGAGAGUGCUGAGGACAGUGAGAUGACAGGGAUGGGAGUAGGCGAGGCCGUAGUUGAGCAGGAGGAUGAGAGUCACGCAGAAGUGGUGGAAGAGCCGGCGGAGGUCAAGGUCAAAACGAAAAAGGCGAAGAAGAAGGAUGUCGUGGAAGAUGUCAUCCAAGAAAUUUCGGGACAGUCCAACGACGCGACCGAACCUCAGUCAAAAAAGAGACGACAUAAGCUGGAAGCUGUCUUGAAGGAAUCCUCACCGGAGGUGGAAGCGAAAGAUACGAGAGACGACGACGAUGACGGCGACUCGCACCUCCGCAAGCACGGCGCCAUCCUCAACAACUACCAGAAAGCCUCAAAACGCUCCCAAGCUCAGCAAUCUCAAGCCAAAGACGAGCUAGAACCAGAAAAGGUGCCCAUCCAACCCAUCGUUCAGGAUUUGGAAAUGCCCGACGCCGAUCUUCCUCCCGAAAACGAUGAACUUGAUGAAGCAGAAGAAUACUCGUCGAAUCUCCCAACCUGGCUGGCUCAACCGAUCGUCAUCUCCGCCGACAGCAAAGCAACCUUUGCCUCACUCAAUUUACCUCAAAAGACUMUGGCUCACCUCUCAGCGCUCAAGUUCGAGGAUGCACUACCUGUCCAACAAGCUCUCCUACCCAUCCUCCUCCCGCCAGGAACUCCUGGAUCCACCUAUUUGCCCGGAACAGAGAUGAUUCUGCCAGAUUUAGCUGUCAGCGCCGCCACUGGAAGCGGAAAGACAUUGGCGUACCUCUUGCCAAUCAUCGAGAGCCUGAAGCUGAACGCUGCAAGGGGAAAGUUGACUGCGUUGGUCAUUGUUCCCACGAGAGAACUGGUACUGCAGGUCGCAGCCGUCGCGGAGAGUCUUUCCAAAGGGAGUGGAUUGAAGGUUGGACUGGCCACUGGUACUGCCAAAUUUGCGGACGAACAGCGAAAACUCAUGGGGAAUUCCUACCGCUAUGCGCCAAGAUCGUCUGCUGGAGAAAGUACUGAAGAAGUGAUUCAUACCUCUGAAAGCAUCAACCAAGACUUCCUGGCUUGCCCUCCUAACCACAAAGUUGAGUACUCUUCGGCGCUGGACAUUUUGGUCGCUACCCCGGGAAGAUUGUUGGAGCAUUUGGAACACACCAAAGGUUUCAACCUCGUGCACCUCCAGUGGUUCGUCCUCGAUGAAGCUGAUAAGCUGCUGGAUCAUCAGUCUGCGGGAGAGAUCUCGAGUCUCUUGCAGCACAUCUCUCGUCCGAGAUCGAUUGACGAGCAGGAUGCACGUGAGAAAUUCCUACGCCAGCAAUUAGAAUGGGAUGAACGGGAGGAAAGGAGGGUGAGGAAGGUGUUGUUGAGUGCGACUAUGACGAGGGAUGUCCAGCGUCUGGUGGGACUGGGAUUGAGGUUCCCCAAAUUAAUCGCUGUGCAGCAGGAAGUUGAGGAGAGGAAGAGUGGUUUCGAAGUUCCCGAAGGGUUGAGGGAGUAUGUGGUACCAGUUGGAGAUGGCAGUGAGAAGCCGCUCGUUGCGUUGGAGUGGUUGCGGACUAGGGUCUUCGGAGAGGAGGAGGAUGAUAGUUCUGACGAUUCUGAUUCUGACUCCGAUGACUCCGACGACUCGAAUGGAAGUGAGAGUGAAGACGACUCCGCCUCCUCGUCCACUGUAGACCAUGAAGUCCUACACAAGAGAAAGACUCCACCACCAACUGUGCUGGUCUUUACAGGCACCUCGGAAUCUGCAUCCCGGUUGGCGCAUCUCCUUCGUGCUUUGAAACCUUCGUGGGACAAACACAUUUCCCUCCUUACAAAAACAUCGAAGACUCCCCGCUUCUCCUCCACUUCCGGCCCGAUGGUGGUAAUCUCCACAGACCGGGCAGCUCGUGGAUUGGACUCCCUUUCCGGUCGUCCGAUUUCCCAUGUUCUACAAUAUGACAUCCCGACAUCUCUUACGGGCUAUGUACAUCGUGUGGGAAGGACGGCAAGGAAUGGAAGGGAAGGGGAGGGUUGGACUUUGUAUGCGAGGACUGAGGCUGGGUGGUUUUUGAAGGCUGUUGGGGUUGAAAAGGGUGGCGAUGGAGAGGGCGUUAAGAGGAAGCUGUUAGUUGAGAGGGUUAAGAUGAGGAUGGAGGACGAGGAGAUUAGAGGGAGGUAUGCGGAGGUGCUUGGAGAGAUGAAGGGUGAGGUUCUUGGUGGCGGUAGACCGAAAGCUCAAGGCGAGUGA